AUGGAGUCGUCCACCUCGCAUUCAACCACGACAAGACUCGCAUGGUCGCAGCUGCCUACGGUAGCAGCGGCGGUGGAUAUAUGGGACACACCUAGUUCACAGGGACACAUCAAACUCCUCAAGAUCGUCUUCCUCAACGGCCAGUUGGGCCCAAACGAACAGCAGCAGACGGAAACCCAGCCUCACCAGGCCCUGCUCGAUCCUACGGGCCGCUUCUGGGCUGUUCCCUCGCGAGUCACCGACACUGUCAGCAUCCUUGACUCGAGCGACGACUCGUUCCGUAUCGUCACCAGCUUUAAAGCCCCGAUUCCCGGGAGUGGUCCUCACCAUGCUGUCUUCGUCAAAAAUGACGCGGGAACUAAAGCUACACAUAUCGUUGUCCUCUGCGAGCUGAAGAACCUUCUCGAGGUGUUCGCUGUGGAUUAUCGGGACGAUAUACUCGCAUUCAGUCACAUCCAGCGGUGUAAGGAUGUUGCACGCAGCCCGCUGCCUGCCGACAAGCUGAAGCUGUAUCAAAACAAGCAUUUCUUGGGCGCGCCGAGUGCAAUCGUCAUCGCCACCAACCAGAGAGAUAUUUACGUCAGCAACCGGUUCGACAGCACUGAGGAAGACAACAUAUCGCGCUUCGAAGUCAAACGCCACCCCACUCGGAAGACCAGACUGCGCUAUCGUGAGUCGGUCAGCAGUCGCGGCAUCGGCCUGCGGAUGCUCAGCCUGUCCAAGGACGAGAAGGUGAUGUUCGGCUGUAACGAGAACAGUGGCAGGGGAAUCCUGGCGCAUUCCCGCGGAGAUGAUAGAAAGCUCUCGCUGAUACCCGGGUCUGAGGUGGACAUCAUGAAGCUCGGUGGCCCCGCGGCCGAAAUCAUGGGCGAAAUGGGCUCCCCGUGCAUUAUUGAGAUUUGA
Anthostomella pinea is the source of this 903-nucleotide messenger RNA. Lineage: Eukaryota; Fungi; Ascomycota; Sordariomycetes; Xylariales; Xylariaceae. The record is from the annotation of a GenBank genome assembly.